AUAUCGCAUCGGUGCGGAAAGAAAUGCAAACGCCCCUCCCUCAUGGAAGCUUCCCAUCGGCAAUUAGGAAGCUCACUGCGAAGCUAUCCCUUCUCGCCUCAACCCAAAGCCUAAACUCAUCUGCUUCGAUCAGAUUUCUACUAUUAUACAUGUAUAUAAAUAGCUGCUUUCCAUCCAUCAUUUCGGCCACAAUGGAAUUGCUCGACAGUGGAGUUCUUGCCGCUGCCGUCGCCGUAACCAAAAUCUCUCCUGCUGGAAACGCCGGCGGCGCUUUUCCCAGCGUCUAUAUGGAAGAUAAUGAUUCUUCCUUCGACCUCUCUGAAUACUUUCUAGCUGAUGAAGAUGCGCCACCCCCACAUGCCCUGCCGGAUCUCUCUGCAGCUGCUCCUACGGUCCAUUCGUCUGAACAAAGUUUGUUUCCUCCGGCCGUGACAAAGGACAAUAACAGAAGGGAUACGUUGCCCAUAUUGCCAAGGAUGGAAGAAGGUUCUCGCAUAGCAUUCAGGAUUCAGACAGACGUGGAGAAUUUAGACGAUGGCUAUAAGUGGCGGAAGUACGGCAAGAAAUCCGUAAAGAAUAGCCGAAACCUAAGAAACUAUUACCGAUGCUCAACUGAUGGAUGUUUGGUAAAGAAAAGAGUGGAGAGAGAUCACGAAGACCCCAGCUAUUUGGUAACCACGUAUGAAGGAAUUCAUAAUCACACCAGCCCAGGGAUUGUGUACUAUGCCAAGCAAGAUAGCGUGUCGGGCCGAUUUCACUUAUCUGGUUCAUGGAGCUGUUAGUCGUAUGAUGAGGCGUCAUCUUUCUUAAGUUUAGAGUAGGGUUUAGGGUUUUUACAAUCAACAUGAAUGCAUGUUCUUUUUUCCAUGUUUUUACUGAGAAAGUUUUGACGGAGCUAGGGUUUUGGCUGAGCCUGAGCAGACUGGGUCGUUAGUCUUCGGUCGGUGCAGAAAACAAGAUGUAAUGUAUCUUAUGAAAGGCAACAAACUUGCCAGAUUAGCAAGUUACUUGUAGUGUAAUUAAGCUUAUUUCUGCUGCAUGCAGGUGGUUUGCAUGAGUGUCCCUUAUGAAUAUGGAAGUCAAUUUAAUUUUGAAUCAUGAUGGCCGAAAGAAUAUAUUAAUGGCAUGUUAUAUCUUUUC
Phalaenopsis equestris is the source of this 1140-nucleotide messenger RNA. RefSeq names its product probable WRKY transcription factor 51. Gene Ontology annotation, biological process: regulation of DNA-templated transcription. The record is from RefSeq and is a predicted model, not a curated record. Bases 24 to 782 code for a protein of 252 amino acids. Gene Ontology annotation, molecular function: sequence-specific DNA binding; DNA-binding transcription factor activity. The transcript is spliced from 3 exons. NCBI's taxonomy places the organism in Eukaryota, Viridiplantae, Streptophyta, Magnoliopsida, Asparagales, Orchidaceae.